AUUAGUCUGGGAUCUACCAAUCGACAGCAGUGACGAAACUACACGAGCUAACCUCCCAAAGGACGAUAGCUUCCUCCUCCUCUUCUUCUUCUUCUUCUUCUUCAUCUUCUUUCCCCCGAUCGGACCGAUCCUCAAAUCGCUCCGUGGAAUUUUGAACAGAGCUCAGGAAUGGAGAGCCUGUGGCGAUCGGCGACGUUCCAAGCCCCGAACCCGGAAGAGUACAGCGGGAUCGAGUUCUGGUCAAACCCAGAGAGGGCCGGGUGGCUGACGAAGCAAGGGGACUACAUCAAGACGUGGCGCCGCCGGUGGUUCGUACUGAAGCAGGGGAAGCUCCUGUGGUUCAAGGACCCCAAAGUGACCCGCUUCUCGGCCCCGCGCGGCGUCAUCCCGGUCUCCAAUUGCCUCACCGUCAAGGGCGCCGAGGACGUCCUCAACAAGCCCUUCGCUUUCGAGGUGUCCACGAGCCAGGACACUAUGUACUUCAUCGCUGACUCCGAGAAGGAGAAGGAGGACUGGAUCAAUUCCGUCGGGAGGUCGAUCGUGCAGCACUCUCGAUCCGUCACCGACUCCGAGGUUGUCGAUUACGAUGUCGAGCGGUGAUCUCCUGAUCCGAACGGGUAGGGUAGGCUUCUGCUGCUUCUUCCUCCUUUCACCCACUUUGUACAUUAGAGCGGGCUGAUCAGGUUCCGGGUAGUAACUGUAACGAGUUAAUAGCAUAAUCCUCGUACCUUUGUUCUUCAAAUUUCAACUGCAUGCGUGAGAAUAGCUUCCGUUUGAUUUAACCUCAGUGUGAGGUCGUGGGAGUGAUGGUUGUUGAAUUGUGGCAUUUCCUCAAGUUGUUCUUUGCUCGAUUUCCAAAGUUUGGAUUUUUCUACUAUUCGUGGUA
Molecule: messenger RNA, 886 nt
Organism: Punica granatum (pomegranate)
Lineage: Eukaryota; Viridiplantae; Streptophyta; Magnoliopsida; Myrtales; Lythraceae
Source: RefSeq, a predicted model, not a curated record